Molecule: messenger RNA, 1691 nt
Organism: Neoarius graeffei (lesser salmon catfish)
Lineage: Eukaryota; Metazoa; Chordata; Actinopteri; Siluriformes; Ariidae
Gene: clu
Product: clusterin
Exons: 9
Coding region: 117-1445 (442 amino acids)
Source: RefSeq, a predicted model, not a curated record
CGUUCUCGCGCGCUGAAUCACCUCGCAGUAUAAAUAACGGAGCGCGCGCGCCGAGAGAAGCGGAGGACGCACGGAUCCAGCUGUUCGCGUGUUUCCUGCACCUGAACUCGCUGAAGAUGAGGGUGUGUUGGUCUUUGUUGGGCCUUUCGCUCCUCUACAUCUCCGCUGAGUGUCUGCUUUCCCCCUCCAAUGACGACCUUAACCAGAUCUCUCAGCUCGGAGAGAAAUAUGUGGAUGAGGAAAUCGAAAACGCCAUUAACGGCGUCAAGGAGAUGAAGACCGUGAUGGAGAAAUCGGAAAAAGAUCACAAGAAGUUCCUGUCAUCACUGGAGGAAACCAAGAAGCAGAAAGAGGACGCUUUGAAGGUCGCACAGGAGAUGGAGGAGAAGCUGAACGCGGAGCAGUCAGUGUGUAACGAAACCACACAGGCCCUGUGGGAGGAGUGUAAGCCGUGCCUGAGGAACGUGUGUGUUAAAUUUUACUCUCGCACCUGCAGCAGCGGCUCCGGCCUGGUGGGUCGACAGCUAGAGGAGUUCCUGAACCGGUCCUCACCUUUCUCCAUCUGGAUCAACGGUCAGAACAUUGAGACUUUGGAGAAAGAGGACCACCAACAGAGGCAGCACUUCCAGGAUUUGGAGAGACGCUACACUGAUGUGGCUGACGGUGUGGACAGCAUCUUUGUGGACAGCAUGAGAGUAUUUGACCACAUGCGCUCCCUGCACCAGCCCAGCUGGUUCCACAGACCCUCCCGUAUCUACAGGUCCCUCUUCCAUGACCCACAUUUCCCUGGUUUUCACAGCAUGUUCCAGCCCAUGAUGCAGAUGACACAAGAUGUCUUUGGAUCGUUUGGGUCACACACGGGUGGUGAUUUGAACUUUCCCUCUGAAGAUGGCAGCGUAAACGAAGACGUUAUUGUAACCAAGCCGUUUGGGAAUGAUAAGAUGACCUGCCGGGAGAUCCGCCGCAACUCUGCCGGCUGCGUCAAACUCCGAGAGGAGUGCGAGAAGUGCAAGGAGAUCCAACACAUUGAUUGUUCUGGAAAGAAGCCUCUGGAAGGUCCACUGAAAAAAGACCUGGAACAGGCUCUGGCUUUGGCUGAGAGAUUCACAAAGGAGUACAACAACCUCCUGAGGCACUUCGAGGAGGAGAUGCUCAACACCUCGAACCUGCUGGACAUGCUGAGGAAGCAGUUCAGCUGGGUGUCCUCGCUUGCCAACCACACAACCAGUAACGAUGGCAUCUUUAAAAUCCAAACAGUCAUCUGUAAGGACCCGGAGACUCCAGAGAAGCCAGGGGACACCAACGUAUCUGUCAAACUGUUUGACGAGCCAGAAAUGAGCUUCAGCGUGCCAGGAGACAUCCCUUGGACUGACCCGAAGUUCUCAGAGGUGGUGGCAAAGGAGGCUCUGGAUCGCUACAAACAGAACACUGUUCUUGCCAAGUAAUCGUGGAGACCAGGUGGAGUCGACCCAACAAACAUCAUUACAGAAAUCCUGCAUUUAUCUCAACUACUUAGCUGUUGUACUACUUAGCUGGAUGUUCUUUAUAUCUAGCAUAACUCCUGCUGUAUGAUCCUGACCUAGGCAUCAAAAAGAUCCUCAGGCAUCUGUGUGACAAUAAAAAAGUGCUUCCAGUUUCCCUGUAAUAACCAACUGCACACUGCAAAACGGAUAAUAAAACGUACAAAUAAA